This is a messenger RNA of Toxotes jaculatrix (banded archerfish), 1669 nucleotides long. It is a transcript of the gene gpd1b, whose product is annotated as glycerol-3-phosphate dehydrogenase 1b. Gene Ontology annotation, molecular function: protein homodimerization activity; glycerol-3-phosphate dehydrogenase [NAD(P)+] activity; NAD binding. The coding region runs from base 94 to 1149 and encodes 351 amino acids. The transcript has 8 exons. Gene Ontology annotation, biological process: glycerol-3-phosphate catabolic process; carbohydrate metabolic process. Gene Ontology annotation, cellular component: glycerol-3-phosphate dehydrogenase (FAD) complex; cytosol. The record is from RefSeq and is a predicted model, not a curated record. Lineage: Eukaryota; Metazoa; Chordata; Actinopteri; Toxotidae.
GCAGCGUGUCUGGUAUAAAAACACUUUCUCCAGGCUUUAGUCUGUCUUCGCACCAGCAGCAGGUUCCGUCCGUCGGGAAAAGGCAAACACGUGAUGGCAGCGCCGAAGAAAAUCUGUGUGGUGGGCUCUGGUAACUGGGGCUCUGCCAUUGCCAAGAUUGUGGGCGCCAACGCAGCCAAGUAUGACAAGUUUGAAACCACAGUGAACAUGUGGGUGUUUGAGGAGACAGUGAACGGCCGCAAACUCACAGAAAUCAUCAACACGGACCAUGAAAAUGUGAAAUAUCUGCCCGGUCACAAGUUGCCCCCCAAUGUGUUGGCUGUUCCAGACUUGGUUGAGUCUGUGAAAGGAGCCGACAUCCUGAUCUUUGUGGUCCCUCACCAGUUCAUUGUGAGAGUGUGUGACACCAUCAAAGACCACAUCAAGAAGGAUGCUGUAGGAAUGUCUCUCAUCAAGGGUGUCGAUGCGGGUCCAGAGGGUCUGAAACUGAUCUCAGAGGUCAUCCGAGGGAAGCUGGGCAUCACGGUGACAGUCCUCAUGGGAGCAAACAUCGCCAACGAGGUCGCUGAGGAGAAGUUCUGUGAAACAACCAUUGGGUGCAAAGACAAAGCAUGCGGAUCCAUGUUGAAGGAGCUGAUGCAGACCACCAACUUCCGUGUGACCGUGGUGGAAGAGUCUGAUGUUGUGGAGAUUUGCGGCGCUCUCAAGAACAUUGUAGCGGUAGGAGCAGGUUUCUGUGAUGGCCUGGGGUUCGGCGACAACACCAAGGCUGCGGUGAUUCGUCUCGGCCUGAUGGAGAUGAUUGCCUUUGCCAAAGUCUUCUGCACAGCCUGCCCCGUCUCCCCCGCCACCUUCCUGGAGAGCUGCGGCAUCGCCGACCUCAUCACGACCUGCUACGGCGGACGCAACCGCAAGAUUGGGGAAGCUUUCGCCAAAACAGGCAAAACCAUUGAGCAGUUAGAGAACGAGCUGCUGAACGGUCAGAAGCUUCAAGGUCCAGCAACUGCGACUGAGGUCCACCAAAUCUUGAAACAGAAAAACAUGGUAAAAAAGUUUCCUCUUUUCACUGCUGUUUACCAGAUCUGCUUCAACAGCCACCCAGUCACAGAGUUCAUCAACUGUUUGCAAAACCACCCAGAGCACAUGUAAAGGACUGAUAUAAGGACUGAUGAAUGGAUGGAAGUUGGGAAAGGACUUUUACACUAGAACUACGGUAUCACUGAGGAGCUUAUUGACAGGUCCUGACUGCUCUCUUGUUUGAGUCUUGAACAGAGAAAAGAAAUGGAGCCAAUCUCCAUCUACAUGAGCUGCUGUGUUGGCCUGCUGAUACUACUUUACUGAGAGGAGCAUAACUUUUGUCUCCUUCUCUAUUUUUACUUACAAUAAACGUACAUGUCACAAAUUGUUGCAUAAAUCCACCAAGUCUUAAAUUUUUUAAGAAUUUGAGUUACUCUGCCUUACACAAUACACAAACCCUGACCUGAAUGUUUUCAAAUGUUACAUCAUUUCUUGGGAAAAAGUUGACUUGCCUUUUCACGGACAUGUAUGUUAAACAAAGCACUGAAUACACAACAGUCACCCCUCCCACUGUGCUGCUGUUCUGCUGGACUUAUUGAGAUGUAACUGAUUACUUAAGAUUUAUUUUGGAAUAAAUUAUUGAACUCGUUUA